This is a messenger RNA of Electrophorus electricus (electric eel), 3005 nucleotides long. RefSeq names its product tubulin tyrosine ligase-like family, member 3 (gene ttll3). Gene Ontology annotation, biological process: cilium movement; protein polyglycylation; cilium assembly. Gene Ontology annotation, cellular component: axoneme; microtubule cytoskeleton. Gene Ontology annotation, molecular function: protein-glycine ligase activity, initiating. Lineage: Eukaryota; Metazoa; Chordata; Actinopteri; Gymnotiformes; Gymnotidae. The record is from RefSeq and is a predicted model, not a curated record.
CAGACUGGACGUUGCGGCAUGCAUCGGUAAUUUAACCGAAUAGGAGCGUGCUGCUGAACUGCAGACGGUGGAUGUAGUAGAAAUCAAAAAAUGAAGGUUGAUGGGGAUGUCAAGAGUGACCUUCAGAAGCAGCAUAUGCCAGUGGCCCCUCUGGAGGGCAGGAUACGAUGCAGUCGUGUAACUCUCCCUGUAAUAAACUUGGACAGACUGAGGAUGGCCAAGGCUCUGGUGGACAGGGCUGUAAAGGAGAGGAAGGUGUUCUCAGUGCAGGGUCCGUACCCUGUGGUUCGCGCUGCUCUGAAGGCCAGAGGGUGGGUGGAGCGGCGACUUCCACACAACCCACCAAGGGGUCAUUGCCAUGGAGACCAGGAGGCAGAGGGCAUGGAAGAGAUUGACAGCAGUGACGAUGAUGAUGGUACAGACAAAGGGCAGGAUGAAGACAGGGAAGACAAUAUUGAUGACAUGUAUGACCUCAUGUCUCGACUGGUGCGCAACGAAACCACACAUUUCUACUGGACAACCAGGAGGGACACAGUUGACUAUCUGUCAUUACAAAAAGACCAGAUGACUAAUCACUAUGCCAGGGCAGGGUGCUUCACUACCAAGGUGGGCUUGUGUAUGAGUUUAAGAAAUCUGCAGUGGUUUGACUCAACAGAUCCUGACACAUUCUUCCCACGCUGUUACAGACUGGGGGCAGAGGAUGAAAAACAUGCUUUUACUGAGGACUUCAGACGUACUGCAUGCACAAGCCUCUUACAAUUUGUUGCAGAGAGAGCUGAGGGGGGGAGAGGGGAGGACAGAACAGGAGAACUUUAUAAUGUUAAACAGGCUCAGGGUUUUGUUAAGCAGCAUAAACUGCAAUCCAGUUACAGGGUUGGAGCUGGGUUGAUUGACACUGCUCUGCAUGUAUGUCAGGAAUAUCUCAAUAGCCUAGAUCACCGUGACAUAGACAUCGCUUUGGAAACUCCUCCCACCCUCUCAGAUCAACAAUGGGAAGACUUUAUCCAUAGCUACUACUUAGUUAUUCAUGAUGGUAUGAUGCUAGAUCAGUGUACUGAGUAUGCAGAGCGCUGUAGAUCCAUGCUAAUCCGAAUGCAGAAGGUCUGUCCACAGCUAGAGACUGAUGGACUCUGUAACAUCUGGAUUAUAAAACCAGGGGCCAAAUCACGAGGAAGGGAUAUAGUCUGUAUGAAUAGGUUAGAUGAGAUAUUGAAUUUAGUAGGUAAGGACCCUUCCCUAGUUAAAGACAGUAAAUGGGUAGUGCAGAAGUACUUGGAGCGUCCUCUGCUUGUUCAAGGCACUAAGUUUGAUCUGCGACAGUGGUUCCUCGUGACGGACUGGAACCCCCUCACAGUAUGGUUCUACCGCGAGUGUUAUCUACGCUUCUCCACCCAGCCCUACUCUACAUAUAGAUUGGACAGUUCUGUCCAUCUCUGCAACAACUCCAUCCAGAAACAUUUCCAGCCAAGUGUUAAUCGUGACCCGUCUCUGCCCACUGAGAACAUGUGGUCAUGUACGGAAUUCCGGUCCUGGAUGGCUGCUACAGGUCGUGCUGGACUAUGGGAGGAUGUGGUGGUGCCUGGCAUGAGGCAGGCAGUUGUCCACACGUUGCUGACUGCCCAGGACAGUGUGGAGCCACGCAAAGCCAGCUUCGAGCUCUACGGGGCUGACUUCAUCCUGGGGCGCGACCUACAUCCCUGGCUGCUGGAGGUCAACGCCAGCCCCACCAUGGCCACCUCCACGAUCGUCACCACCCGCCUCUGCCCUGCCGUACAGGAGGACACACUGCGUGUGGUACUGGAUCGACGUUACGACCGCAGCACCCACACCGGAGGGUUUGUGCUCAUAUAUAAACAGGCACCAGUAGAGGUUCCUCAAUACAUUGGUAUUAAUCUUCUGGUGGAGGGGGCUCCGCUUAGACAGCCUCGUGCCCCUCCCUCUAAAACUUUCCUUCAGUCCCGCUACAAGCUGCUACGCAAAGCCAGGCCUGCUCUCUCCACUAGUGGGCAUACUUUUGCUAAGGAGGACCAGUCGGAAAAGGCGAAGACGACUCAGUCUCUCGUUCCCUCACCAAAACUAACAGUGGAGCAAUCUUUAACUUUUCAGCCAAUGUUGGAGAGAAGGCGCCGCAGACUAGCAAUGCCCUCAUCCUCCUGUCAUCUUCCAGAGCUUUCCGAGCAUCCUCAUCUCCACACUUCACGUGUCCGUCUGCGUAUACACAGCGAGCAGGCCUUUGCCUGCGCCCAUGGCAGCCACAGGAAUGUGCUUUCUGUCAACCGCCUCAGCCCAUCACUGGAGAUAAUCAGUCUGCGGCCCAGAUACAGCAGGCCAGCCAAUCAGAGGACGCACGCUCUCUCACGCUCCACACAUACUGCCCAUAUCUCUCAUCCAGUCCUGCGUAUGCAUCGCUACCUCUCACUGGUUCACCAGCAAAACAUCGACAACUACAGAGAAGCGCCCAAAGACUUGAAGAGUCCAAAAAGACUUGAGCUGAGUGAUUAAACAGAUUGACUUUUAAAUGCCAAAUAUGAGGUAGGCUUGACUGUGCAGAACAGAAUGCAUGGACUAAGAGCUGAGAGGAAGGUUUAGUUUGCAUCUAAAGUAGGAGUAUCAAGGGUGUAAAGCUGCCUUUAUUCUCACUGCUUUAGGUGGAAGGUUGGCACCUAUGGCAGGUUGUUAUUUUUACAGAUCAACUUUUAAUGGCCCUAAUAAGGUGGUUUCUCUAAGGAACUGAGACCACAUCCUGGUUGAAGUUUGAAUGAGAAUGGUGAUUGUUCAUUUGAAAUAAUUUCUAGUCUAGAACUGUGGUUUAUUUGAUUAUAGGAAAUUGUCCCAGUAAUAUAGGAGGAGUAGCAUCCCUGGUAUUGAUCAGAGGAAUGCUAAUAGUACAAGGUUUAUAAUGCCAUGAAAUUGACCAUGGUGCUCCUGGUUUAUUGCUAAAAUAAGAUUAAGAAGAUUAUUCUAAUUAGUAUGUAUAUUUUAUUUUAGAUUUUAUUUUGGGAUUA